AUGGUUGGCUUGAAGGAGCUUUUGGCCGUUGCUGGGCUUAUGCCGGUCAUCUACGGCGCGAGCUCAACGACUGGGCCAAGCACUGUUGUCACCUCGGCCUAUGUGCAAUAUACCCUUGCAGCCGAAGUCGAUGUCGGCGCGAACUUGAUCGCCAACAUUGACGACCCGGAGGCCAUCAAUGCGCAGUCCGUUUGUCCUGGGUACAAAGCCUCGAACGUGAAGCAUUCGAAUAACGGGUUCUCGGCCACCCUGACCUUGGCCGGAGAAGCAUGCAAUGUCUAUGGAACAGAUGUGGAUUCUUUGGAAUUUGCAGUAGAUUGGCUAGCUCAGGACAGAGUGAAUGUUCAUAUUACACCCACCUAUGUGGAUGCGUCCAACAAAUCCUGGUACCAUCUCUCUGAAGAUCUCGUGCCGCGGCCCAAAGCCGGUCGACGGAGUGCAGACCGAGACUUUGAAGUUACAUGGACCAAUAACCCUACUUUCCAAUUCAAGGUGAUCCGCAAGGCCACAGGUGAUGUGUUAUUCGAUACCAGUGGCUCGGUCUUGGUGUUUGAGAAUCAAUUCAUUGAGUUCGUCACCGCCCUUCCCAAGGACUACAAUCUCUAUGGCCUUGGAGAGCAUAUUCAGCAGCUGCGACUUCUGGAGAAUGCAACAUUGACCAUAUAUGCAGCAGAUCUAGGCGAUCCCAUUGAUUUGGCUGUAUACGGAUCCCAUCCAUUCUAUCUGGACACUCGUUACUAUGAGGUGGGUCAGGGGAAUUCUCAUACACUCGUCGGGAGUGACCAAACGGAUCAUUCCAAGACCUAUGUUUCAUACUCGCACGGUGUCUAUCUACGGAACGCGCAUGGCCAAGAGAUCAUCACGUCCCCCCAAAACCUCACUUGGCGCACCCUGGGUGGUAGUAUUGACUUGACUUUCUAUUCCGGUCCGUCACAAGCUGAAGUUACCCGUGAAUAUCAACUUAGCACCGUGGGACUGCCUGCUAUGCAACAGUAUUUCACAUUCGGUUAUCACCAGUGCCGUUGGGGUUAUCAGAAUUGGUCUGUCCUGGAAGACGUUGUCGCUAAUUUCCAGAAAUUCGAAAUACCUCUGGAGAAUAUUUGGAAUGAUAUCGACUACAUGCACGGGUACCGUGAUUUCGACAAUGAUCAAAACCGCUAUUCCUACUCUGAUGGCCAGGAGUUCCUGGACAAGCUGCACAAGAGCGGCCGUCAUUAUAUCCCAAUUGUGGAUUCAGCUCUUUACAUCCCAAAUCCCCACAAUGAAUCCGAUGCUUACGAUACAUAUACUCGUGGUGCCAAGGAUGAUGUUUUCCUCAAAAAUCCGGAUGGAAGCACUUAUAUUGGCGCUGUCUGGCCUGGGUACACAGUCUUCACUGACUGGCACCACCCCAAGGCUGGUGACUUCUGGGCGAACGAGCUCGUGACAUGGUAUGAAAAGGUUAAUUUCGACGGCAUCUGGAUCGACAUGAACGAGGUCUCAUCCUUCUGUGUCGGGAGCUGCGGGUCCCACGACCUUACCCUGAACCCGGUCCAUCCUCCAUUCUCGCUUCCUGGGGAGCCCGGAAACGUUAUCUAUGACUACCCGGAAGGAUUCGACAUUUCAAAUUCAACCGAGGCUGCCUCGGCGUCCGCAGCAUCCUCGAGUCAAGCAUCAGCAGCAGCAGCUACUGCGACGGGCUCUACCACUACUACUCCAUAUCUCCGUACCACACCUACCCCUGGUGUCCGUGAUAUCAACCACCCACCAUACGUGAUCAAUCAUGGUCAGACUGGCCAUGACCUUGCCGUACACGCCGUUUCUCCGAACGCAACUCACGUUGAUGGGAUUCAGGAAUACGACGUGCAUAACCUGUACGGCUAUCAAAUUCUCAAUGCCACCUACUAUGGCCUCCUCAAGGUCUUCCCUGAGAAGCGUCCCUUCAUCAUUGGUCGAUCAACCUUUGCGGGAGCUGGUAAAUGGGCCGGCCACUGGGGUGGUGACAACUAUUCCAAGUGGGCGUACAUGUUCUUCUCCAUUCCCCAAGCACUGUCGUUCUCGCUGUUUGGAAUUCCCAUGUUUGGCGUUGACACCUGCGGUUUCAACGGUAACGCUGACGAGGAGCUCUGUAACCGCUGGAUGCAGCUGUCUGCCUUCUUCCCCUUUUACCGUAAUCACAAUGAGCUUUCCACCAUCAGCCAGGAGCCGUACAUGUGGGCGUCUGUCAUCGAAGCAUCCAAGACGGCCAUGGCGAUCCGUUAUGCCAUCCUGCCUUACAUGUACACUCUAUUCCAUCAGGCGCACACCACUGGAUCAACAGUCAUGCGUGCUCUGCCUUGGGAGUUCCCCACCGAUCCUUCGCUGGCUGCCGUUGACACCCAAUUCCUUCUGGGCCCUUCGAUCAUGGUUAUUCCCGUUCUUGAGCCUCAGGUUGAUUAUGUCAAAGGUGUCUUCCCAGGCAUUAAGAAGGGCGAGGUCUGGUACGACUGGUACACCCAGACUGCUGUCGACACUGAUCCUGGUGUCAACACCACUAUCUCUGCUCCACUGGGUCACAUCCCCGUAUUCGUUCGUGGGGGCAGCGUUCUCCCGAUGCAGGAGCCUGCCUUGACGACAGCUGCGGCCCGCAACACCCCGUGGUCCCUUCUCACUGCACUUGGUGACAAGGGUAUUGCUUCAGGCCAGUUGUACCUUGACGAUGGUGAGAGUCUCAACCCCAAUGCGACCCUCAACGUCCUCUUCAAGGCUACCAAGUCUAGUCUUAGCGCCCAGGCUCAUGGCGAUUGGAAUGAAAACAAUGCCCUUGGCAAUGUCACCGUUUUGGGCUUGACCAAGAAGCCAGGUUCUGUGACGCUCAAUGGGAAAAAGGUUCCGGCCUCGUCCGUUCAGUACAAUGCUACUUCUCAGGUCAUGUCACUGCGUAACCUGGAUGACCUGACCUCGGAUGGAGCAUGGAGUCAGAACUGGGUUUUGAAAUGGUAA
Messenger RNA from Penicillium macrosclerotiorum, 2961 nucleotides. RefSeq names its product glycoside hydrolase family 31 protein. The record is from RefSeq and is a predicted model, not a curated record. NCBI's taxonomy places the organism in Eukaryota, Fungi, Ascomycota, Eurotiomycetes, Eurotiales, Aspergillaceae. The coding region runs from base 1 to 2961 and encodes 986 amino acids. Gene Ontology annotation, molecular function: hydrolase activity, hydrolyzing O-glycosyl compounds; carbohydrate binding. The transcript is spliced from 4 exons. Gene Ontology annotation, biological process: carbohydrate metabolic process.